Molecule: messenger RNA, 1032 nt
Organism: Thamnophis elegans (Western terrestrial garter snake)
Lineage: Eukaryota; Metazoa; Chordata; Lepidosauria; Squamata; Natricidae
Product: tRNA-splicing endonuclease subunit Sen15-like
Exons: 4
Coding region: 1-597 (198 amino acids)
Biological process (GO): tRNA splicing, via endonucleolytic cleavage and ligation
Molecular function (GO): nucleic acid binding
Source: RefSeq, a predicted model, not a curated record
AUGACACUCGAAUCGGGAAUGGAAAAACAGGAGGGCGACCGCGGCGGAGACGGAGCAAACGGAGGAGAGGGAGGUUCGGUCGCUGGAUGCUCCGGGUUUUGUGGCCAGGGGGAGGAAGCCUCAAAGCCCGAGAAAUGGGCCCUUCCAGAGGAUUGGAUGUCUACUCAUCCUACGUUCACAAAAAUGAUGUCAUUGAAAGUGGCUGACAGCAGAGGGGUAUAUGCCACUUUCUUAGUUUACUUGGACCUUCUAGAAGUCAGGAACUGGCACGAGGUAUCCUUCACUGGACUAGCAGAGUUCCAGCUGGUGUGUCUCCAUGGACGUGAGAAAGAAGACGAGCCUUUGCAGGUAGUGGUGCCAACUCCUGCCCAGGUAUCAUUCAGCCACGAGAGGUUAAGGCAGAUCAUGAAGAGCUCAGGCGCAGUGCAGGCGAAACCGGAUUCCCCCCUUUCUAUCACCCUGGCCAUAGUUGAAACAGACUCUACAAUUGUCUAUUAUAAAUUGACGGACGGUUUAGUAAUGCCAGAUCCUCCGGACAGUCCUUCAGAUGCAGACAGCAAACAAGGGAGGAAGAAGAAAAAGAGGCUGUCGAAAUGAAGGGGAAGCCGAUAAGGAUUUUCUGGAUUCUUCUAAUGUGAAUGUGUCCAGUAUUAAAAGGGGCAGCUUGGAAUUGGAACAUUUGUUUGAAAAAUCCCCACUAAAGCUUGAAGAUUGGCAAGAUAUUCAUGUCUGCCUCUUGUAACGAAGUCAGACAUCAAAGAUGUCACAGACCGAAACAAAUGGAAUUCGUAUAAAGUAUACCUUUAAAAGAAAAUGUUUGUUAAGAUGUAAUGGUAUACUUUGGAUUAUAUUAUAUGUAUAAACUUUUGGCAAAAAAGAAAGAUGUCACCGACCAGGUCUAAAUUCUGUCUUCUAUUCACAUGUAGUGUACUUGUGUACAUAAUUCAACAUAAUUCAAUGUACUGUAAUUAGCAGUUAGCAGUUAGACUUAUAUACUGCUUCAUAGGGCUUUCAGCCCUCUCUAAGCAGUUU